This is a messenger RNA of Ostertagia ostertagi, 2229 nucleotides long. The record is from the annotation of a GenBank genome assembly. Lineage: Eukaryota; Metazoa; Nematoda; Chromadorea; Rhabditida; Trichostrongylidae.
AUGCCUUGGAUAUUGGGAAAAUAUUAUAUUUUCCUUGACAAAAUUUUGCCUAUCGACCAACACCUUUAUGUUUUUUUUCAGGAUGGAGUCUACGUCUUCGAUUUGGUUGUCGAGCGAAAGCUCACCAUGACUUCACGUGAUACCGAUCCAUGGAAGCAUGGCACCCCAAUAGAUUACGCUCCAAGCUCGGCUUCAUGGUCUAGACGAGAACCUGAUCAACUGAAGGACUGUUUCCAAAAUUAUACACUAGAUUUACAAGCAAGUUCCAACGAUGCAGCAUAUCUUAGCGACGUUGUCGUUUUGGACGGAAAGCACAAACGGGUCCUAAUGAUCAACGGCAAAACACCUGGUGACCCGAUUGUUGUGCCAUACCUCUCAGAAGUACUUCUACGGGUUCGCAACAAUGUCCUGAUGGACUCCAUAUCACUUCAUGUUCAUGGCAUUGAUAAACAUGAUCUUUGGUACAUGGACGGAGUAUCGUUCAUUCAGCAGUGCCCAAUUCUCAGCACAAACUAUUUCGAAUACCGAUUCAUCGCCGACAACAAAGGAACUCAUUGGUAUCAUGGACACUUCCAGACGGAUCGUGGAGAAGGAUUACUGGGAGGCUUCGUUGUGGUGGACGAGAAUGACAGAUCGGUACCAACGAAUGUUGAAGGCAAGAGGGAAGUUCCCAAUCGGGAAUACUAUGUGAUGCUUCAGGACUGGGCGACAGAGACAGGCGAAGAAUCCUACAUGAGACUCAAGGAGAAGACAAUGAAAUGGAUGUAUGGUUUUGACGACUUUGAAAAAUGCUGGCAACCAACACGAACAGUGGACGGCGGUUGGCAAUGUUGGUGGAGCAGUUCCGAUCUCGGCAUUGCUGAUAAACGACAAAGGCUGGCACGUCAGGGACGAUAUUCUAACGAGACCGUGGGCUUUGCCAUUGGAAAGGUUUCAAAUCAACAAAGGUUCUCAGAUGAGCUAGUGCUGUUCCGAAUCACCAACGGGGGAGUAGCUCAAGAGCUGAUGUUGCAUGUCGAAGGCCAUCAGAUGUUAAUCGUUGCUGCCGAUGGCAAUGAGAUCGUCCCGCAGCCGAUCGAUCGACUAAUCGUUUUCCCUGGAGAACGAUAUGAUGUUCUCAUACGGGGACUGAAAAACCCGACCAAGAAGAGCUAUAUGAUGGUUAGUGGAGACGGUGCAAGUACUACUUCUUCGAUUGGUCUCGAAUCGCAACAGACUACCGUUCGCAUUAUUGAAUACCAAGGCGAACAAUAUCUCUGUAAGACAAGAACCUCGUGGGGGUUUCUUCUUCAGCCUACAGCCACUUUCGCACAAUCUCCUGAAUGCACUCCGACGAAAAGGUGUACGGUAUUGAAUUGUCCGUUCGAAUCCUAUCCGUCCAACUUCAACUUCACAUGUAUGUGCUACGACGAACUUCGCCAUCCGAAACCAUCUGAAAUCGACAAGGAAAUACUCAAGGAUACCCCUUUCACGGAAGGAUACGAGGAACACUUCAUCAAUAUGCACUACGACUCCCACGUAGAUGGGUACAAAUACGAGUUUCCGCUCGGAAUGCCCUUACUACAAUCAGGACGACAUGGAUCUGAUUUCCAAGCGAUCAGUACAUUUCAGGACUGCAAAAAAGUUAACUGUUCACGAAAUGCCAACAAAUACGACGACAACUGCAACUGCUUCUACCAUUUGAAACACAAGUUGAACAACAUCGUGCAGAUCACACUGUACAACAUGGGCACUGGUGGAGGAUUCACCACCGGAUAUGCUCAUCCAUUCCACAUUCACGGCACUCAUUUCCAUGUGAUGAAGGUCGGAUGGCCAUCGUACAAUUCGAGCGGUAUGAUAUCGACACUGAAUCCUGACAUUGAAUGUAACGGACCGACUGACAUAUGUGACGGAGCUGUUUGGCGAAACAAGUCCUGGAUGAAUGGUGCUGUUGAGGGCAUGAACACCGAAAAUCCUUCUCUUAGGGACACAAUCACAUUGCCCGUCGGCGGCUAUAUUGUCCUACGGUUUCGGGCUACAAAUCCGGGCUGGUGGUUCGCACAUUGUCAUCUUGAGCUUCACGCCAUGAGCGGAACGGCAUACGCCUUUCAGGUUGGAGAGCACGAGGACAUCGCCCCACCGCCGACGAACUUCCCACAUGACUGCGGUGCCUUCAGAAUGCCAGCACUGGUACCGCGAAAAAUCUCGGACAACAACUCCAGGCUACUGGUUUGCUCAUUGUCAGUUUGA